Molecule: messenger RNA, 342 nt
Organism: Gastrolobium bilobum
Lineage: Eukaryota; Viridiplantae; Streptophyta; Magnoliopsida; Fabales; Fabaceae
Product: serine/threonine-protein phosphatase 7 long form homolog
Exons: 1
Coding region: 1-342 (113 amino acids)
Biological process (GO): meristem development; meristem maintenance
Source: RefSeq, a predicted model, not a curated record
AUGGUCGAGAGGUGGAGACCAGAGACACAUACUUUCCAUAUGACCCAAGGUGAGAUGACUAUCACCUUGCAAGAUGUGGCAGGCAUAUUAGGCUUGCCUACUAACGGGGUUGUCGUCACCGGCUCUACCUCUGAGGAUUGGUCCGCUGCUUGUGGGGCUGUAUUUGGCGCGGUUCCACAGCCAAAUGAGUUCCAUCAUUCAGGCGAUUUGCGUAUCUCAUACUUAGAUCGGUUAUAUACCCGAUGGACCGAUCAUGUCGGGGAUCAUGAUGCCGAGAUCUACUUCACAAAGGCGCACAUUGCCAGGAUGCUGGGUUCUUGGUUGCUGGCGGACAAGUCUUGA